Molecule: messenger RNA, 1302 nt
Organism: Rattus norvegicus (Norway rat)
Lineage: Eukaryota; Metazoa; Chordata; Mammalia; Rodentia; Muridae
Gene: Grhpr
Product: glyoxylate and hydroxypyruvate reductase
Biological process (GO): glyoxylate metabolic process
Cellular component (GO): catalytic complex; cytoplasm
Molecular function (GO): hydroxypyruvate reductase [NAD(P)H] activity; oxidoreductase activity, acting on the CH-OH group of donors, NAD or NADP as acceptor; NAD binding
Source: RefSeq, a predicted model, not a curated record
GGUUGGUUAAUGUUUGCAGCUGCGGGUCUUGUGAAACCCGCGCGACUCAUGAAGGUGUUCGUCACUGGCCCUUUGCCGGCCCAGGGCAGGGCUGCGCUCGCCCAGGCCACAGAGUAAGCGCCCGCGUCGGCGUGGGGUCUGCAGCUGAGCCCCUGGCACGCUGUCCAGUCCACCCAACCUCAGACACCCCUGCAGCCGCGCUGGGUAGAUCCUGUGAGGUAGAGCAGUGGAAUUCGGAUGAUCCCAUCCCCAGCAAGGAUCUGGAGCAAGGCGUGGCGGGGGCCUAUGGCUUGCUCUGCCGCCUCAGUGACCGCGUGGACAAGAAACUUCUGGAUGCUGCGGGAGCCAACCUCAGAGUCAUCAGCACCCUGUCUGUGGGGGUUGACCACUUGGCUUUAGAUGAGAUCAAGAAACGCGGGAUCCGGGUGGGCUACACGCCAGGUGUCCUGACAGACGCCACGGCAGAACUUGCUGUCUCCCUCCUGCUCACCACCUGCCGCCGGUUGCCGGAAGCCAUAGAGGAAGUAAAGAACGGUGGCUGGAGCUCCUGGAGCCCCUUGUGGAUGUGCGGUUAUGGACUCUCCGAGAGCACUGUUGGCAUUGUGGGGCUGGGGCGCAUAGGUCAGGCCAUUGCUCGACGACUGAAACCAUUUGGUGUCCAGAGAUUUCUCUACACGGGGCGCCAGCCCAGGCCUCAGGAAGCAGCAGAGUUUCAGGCAGAGUUUGUGCCUAUUGCUCAGCUGGCUGCCGAGUCAGACUUCAUUGUAGUGUCCUGCUCCUUAACACCGGCUACCAGGGGGCUCUGCAACAAGGACUUCUUCCAGAAGAUGAAGAACACUGCUGUCUUCAUCAACAUCAGCAGAGGAGAUGUGGUAAACCAGGAAGACCUGUACCAGGCAUUAGCCAGUGGUCAGAUUGCAGCAGCAGGACUGGAUGUGACCACCCCAGAACCACUGCCUCCAAGCCACCCCCUGCUGACCCUCAAGAACUGCGUGAUCCUGCCCCACAUCGGCAGUGCCACCUACAAAACUCGCAACACCAUGUCCUUGCUGGCGGCUAACAACUUGCUGGCUGGCCUAAGAGGGGAGCCAAUGCCCAGUGAACUCAAGCUGUAGCCAGAUGGGCUUUCAUGGACUGGAGACAUCUCGCUGGACAAACCCAAGCUGAAGUCUGGACUGAGGCCAGAGCUUGGGGCAUGCCCCCUCUGCUGUGUUCUCAGUGGACAUGGGAACGGACAGAUGGGCUUGCCAUAUACUUGCCAAAAGCCUGUAAUUCUAACAUUAAACAGUUUCUGACACGGUG